AUGUCGUAUUACUUCACCAUAUUGUCACCAAGUGAUACUCCUUUAUUUAAUAUCGCCUUCGGCACAUCCAAGGGUGGUGGCGAUGGCAUUGCCCGCUUCCGCUUUCCCGAGACAGCACAGUACAUGAACCAGUUCAUCAUUCAUUCAAGUCUGGAUAUUCUGGAAGAAGCACAGUGGACAAAUGGCUCAAUGUAUCUGAAGCACAUCGAUACAUAUCCACCAGCAGCAGCCUACAUCACAGCAUUCCUGACCCCUAGCGGCGCCCGCUUUCUUCUCCUCCACCAACCCCCACAUCUCCCCUCCUCAACUGGUAGCAGCGGCCUCGGAGCAUCCUCAUUACUGGGAUCAGCUGGAUCAACCACGCGCGCCUCCUCGAGCUCCAUUGCCGCGAACCCCACAUCACCGCAGACCGAGGAGGCUGUGCGUCAGUUCAUGAACGAGGUCUAUGAGAAUUACGUCAAGACGGCCAUGAGCCCGUUCUAUAAGCAGGGGAUGGAGAUCAAGAGUCCUGUGUUCAGAACACGGGUUACGGCUGCUGGGAAAAAAUGGCUUUAG
Messenger RNA from Penicillium salamii, 555 nucleotides. NCBI's taxonomy places the organism in Eukaryota, Fungi, Ascomycota, Eurotiomycetes, Eurotiales, Aspergillaceae. The record is from the annotation of a GenBank genome assembly.